Messenger RNA from Polychytrium aggregatum, 1404 nucleotides. Its product is annotated as major facilitator superfamily domain-containing protein. Gene Ontology annotation, biological process: transmembrane transport. Gene Ontology annotation, molecular function: transmembrane transporter activity. The coding region runs from base 1 to 1404 and encodes 467 amino acids. The transcript has 3 exons. The record is from RefSeq and is a predicted model, not a curated record. Lineage: Eukaryota; Fungi; Chytridiomycota; Chytridiomycetes; Polychytriales.
AUGGCAAACUGCUCAGCAGCGGGCGAUAUCUCUGCAACAGACAGCAAAAUCAGCCUUGAUUUCGAUGUCAGGCCCACUACAAAGCUCCUGGACUCGGAGGCCAACGACCUCGUCGAGGCCGAUGAUUCCUCCGGCGGCUUGGCAAGCUCAUACGGUGCGGCUGCUUGGUCCUGGAGAAACAUACUGCCAACGAUCUACUCGGGAUGUACAACGGUCGGGCACGCCUUGGGCAGUCUUCUCGUCUACAUCACCAUCGGCGACUCGGUUGCCCCUGACAAGCGAGGUUUCUAUGACAACCUCAACCACGGCAUCUUCUCGAUUUCGACGGUCCUGGGGCCGAUCCUUGGCAGCGCCUUCACCGACAACGAGGCCGGCUGGAGGUGGUACUUUGAUGUCAUCCUCCCGCUUGCCGGGUUCUCGUUGACGCUCUAUUUCUUCGUGGGAAAGUGGGCACCCAAGUACCUCGAGCCCGAGUCGCCGUCUGAGCCGGAGAGCUGGAGUGCCGUCGGCAUCUGUAUCGCCGUUGCCAUGAUGCUCUCCGGCCUGACCUACUGGGGCUCCAGCCACAUCUGGGACUCGCUGGUGCCCCUGUCGAUCCUGCUGGUCGUCGGGAUUGUCCUCUGUGUGCUGGUUGUGGCGGUGGGAUCGUACUAUGCACCUCGCGGUCUGCGGCCCGCCGGCCUGUUUGGGCACUGGAAUUUCAAUGUCUGCAACUGGAUCGGCCUGGCGGCCAGCAUGCAGCUCUACGGCUGCAUUUUCUUCAUCCCAUUCUAUCACCGCAUUAUCUUCAAUGAGAGUUCCACCGAUGCCGGGCUCAGCCUUUUGCCGUUUGUCGCUGCCUUCAGCAUCACAUCGGUGGUCACCAGCGCACUGGCAUACCAACCCACAAGCGCCUGCAGCUUGGCUCGCCUCGGCUCCGUCCUAUUGGCAGGCUCGAUGGCCAUGCUCAUGUACAUCGACACCAAGCCCAACCCGCUGCUGGAGAAUCUCAGCUUGAUAUUGUUUGGAAUCUCAUCCGGACUGAUCUACCCCAGUAUUCUGGCCAUCACCCAGCUGUCGCUGCCGGAGGAAUCUUGGACGCAGGCGACCAUUGCCCAUGCCUUCUUCAAGACGCUCGGCGGCAUCUUUGGCCUGGCCCUCUUCCAGGCCACGCUCAAGCAGAGCUUUGAAGACCAGGUACAUCAGGAUGUCGGGGCGGAUAUAUCCAAGUUUGAUCCCGUUCACGUAUCGACGCUGCCGGAUCCGCUGAGGCUGGCGGUGCUCGGGUACUUGGUGGCAGGGUUCCGGGCGGUGUGGGCAACGGCGAUGGUCGUCUCGUUGAUGGCGGGCUUUGGCUCACUGCUGAUGCGUGCCGCUGACGCCCGGGGCACCAAAAAGGUCGACAUCCCACUCCUUUCUGAGUAA